Molecule: messenger RNA, 876 nt
Organism: Necator americanus (New World hookworm)
Lineage: Eukaryota; Metazoa; Nematoda; Chromadorea; Rhabditida; Ancylostomatidae
Exons: 1
Coding region: 1-876 (291 amino acids)
Biological process (GO): chromatin remodeling
Cellular component (GO): nucleus
Molecular function (GO): catalytic activity
Source: RefSeq, a predicted model, not a curated record
AUGAAAGACGGUACACUCGUCAUUCGUGGAGAGAAGGUUCCGUCGCGAAAUGUAGGCGGGGUUGGUUUUGUUGUACACCCAUCUGUCGUCCAUCUCGUCGAUUCUCACGAGAUCCUGUCACCUCGUCUGGCCAUUCUUCGCCUCCGUCCUCUGCGCCAAAAAUCCAUCAGUAUCAUCAACUGCUAUUCACCAACAUCAACAGCUGAUGAUUCCGAAUUGGACGCGUUUUACGAGGAGCUGGAGGAAGUAGUCCGCAACGAGAAGUCCUUUUACAAAUUCGUUGUCGGAGACUUCAACGCAAAACUAGGAAAGGCCACAGAAGAGGAAUACAGGAUUGGAAGAUUUGGACUAGGGGACCGGAAUGAAAAUGGCAAUCGUCUCGCCGGGCUGUUGUCCGCCGCUCGCCUCUUUCAUGGGAACUCUCUUUUCAUGAAAAAAGAUCAUCGUCGGUGGACAUGGGAAUCGCCCAAUGGCGCGACUCGUGCGGAGAUCGACCACAUACUCACCAACCGGAGGUGGUGUCUACUUGACGUCUCAGUAGUACCAUCCUUUUGUAGUGGUUCUGAUCACCGUCUCCUUCGUGCGAAAAUACGACUUAGCCACACGAUGGAAAAGAACAUCUGCUAUCGGCAACGAAGGAGAAAAGAAGUCGUCUACGACGAUUGCGUUCUCGAGGACUCCUUGUCCCAAGGUGACUGGCACAUCGAGGAGGACCCAAACGUGGACGACGAGAUGCUGCUCAGAGGAUUACGAGCCUGUGCUGAACGUGCCUCGAAGUCGCGCACGACAAACUUGGAUCGAAUUUCGAAGACCACCAAGGAAUUGUUGGAAAGAAGAAGGACUUCGAGGCUUGAUCCGAAUGCAUUGAGCGGUUAG